AUGGGUGAAAAUAACAAUAGUAUAGAUUAUUUCUUUAGAAAGAUUAUAAAGAAUGCAUUCAUAUUUAAAUAUAUAUGUUUAUUUAAUCAUCAGAGAUGUACUUUAUACACAUGUCGAUAUCUCGCUUCUCAAGAUGCCACUAUAGAUAUCAAUUGGCUUGUUAAGCAAAAGCUAUAUAAUCAUGUGAGGAAGCGUUUGAUUGGUGAUUGCUCUACAGUUGUAUGGUCAUCUCAUUCAUUGACAGAUUUGGCUUCGUCUACUUCAACUCUUGACAUUUUACAAUCGCUUCUGGAUAAAGAUCAUCAAGAUCCUCGCUCGCCAGAAGAUGGCAGAAGUAAUCUGCAUUUUUCGAGAUCUACACUGUUUGCUUUGGUUUCAUUGAAGGAUUCACCAUUAUCCUUGAUCGAAUCGGUAGUUCAACGUUAUCCACUGAUUGUCACUUCACAACUUCACCAGGUGGCUGCUACUCAUGGCCGAUUGGAUGUUAUCGAACGAUUCUACAGUUUGAUACAACCGAAUAGUCUGACUGUUUUCGAAGCUGCGAAGUCUGGGAGUUUACCAAUCGUUAAAUAUCUUCAUGGUCGUGGAUCACACUUUUCAAUUGUGGCGGUAGAUGGUGCCGCCGGUGCCGGCCAUCUCGAUAUAGUGAAAUUCUUGCUUGAAAACAGGACAGAGAGUUGCACGGUUCGUGCGAUUGACGAUAGUGCAACCAAUGGGCAUUUGGAAGUCGUUAGAUAUCUAAUACAGCAAGCAGUACAAUUCAAUGGUAGUAGAUUCAAGGGUGACCCGAUAAAGUGUACAUUCAACGCGGUGAUAGGAGCUACCGCACUGGGAAACAUUCAAAUCGUAAAGCUGCUGCUACAGCACGAGAAAGAGAUAUGUGCAAACUAUGAUAAUAGCUUUGCUAAUAUUGCACAGAACGUAGCAAUGUCACACGCACACAUUGAGAUACUGGAGUUUCUCAAGCCAAAGACCUACAGCACGACGCUAUCGACAUGGUCCAACUUGAAUGAAGCGUCGGGACUUAAACUACUAAAGUAUCUGGAGCCAAAGAGACAUGCCGAUAUGGUUUAUAACGCUGCAUUGUCGGGACACUUAGAAAUCAUAAAAGAUUAUUCUGGUCACCUUACACAUCUUCAGUUGAUAGUAUCGGAGCGUUUCACAAAGUUGAUGAAUGGUCCCCCACUUCUCGAUAACUUUAUCGAUCUAAUACUUCAACAAUCUGCUGAUAAAGGUAAUAUCGAUGCAAUCAUCUAUUUGUUUGACAAAUACAAUCUAAAGUUUGACAAUAUAAAGAUGCUUCCUUGCUUGUUUCGUUCGGUCAGUCUUGGUGAUACAAGAAUAGUCGACUAUCUCUUUAGCAAGUUAGAAUCACCAAUCAACUACAAUCUGUACAAUCAAACUAAAAAAGUUUGUACAUGA
Heterostelium album PN500 is the source of this 1422-nucleotide messenger RNA. Its product is annotated as ankyrin repeat domain-containing protein. Bases 1 to 1422 code for a protein of 473 amino acids. The record is from RefSeq and is a predicted model, not a curated record. The transcript is spliced from 2 exons. NCBI's taxonomy places the organism in Eukaryota, Evosea, Eumycetozoa, Acytosteliales, Acytosteliaceae. Gene Ontology annotation, molecular function: protein binding.